AUGCAGCAUCAGGAAAGGGACGAGCAGCUCCAUAGUUUCUGGUGUUCGCAGAUGGAAUCCGUCAGGGAUUUCAAAAGCCAUCAGCUUCCUUUGACUCGGAUUAAGAAGAUCAUGAAAUCUGAUCGCGAUGUUCACAUGAUCUCUGCCGAGGCUCCUAUCGUCCUCGCUAAGGCUUGCGAGAUGUUCAUCUUCGAUCUCACCAGGCGUUCAUGGGUCCAUGCCGAGGAGAGCAAACGCCGCACGCUCCAGAAAUCCGAUAUCUCCGCCGCUGCUUCUCGUACCUUUGCUUUCGACUUCCUUCUCGACGUUGUUCCCAGAGACGAAUCUGCACUCGCCGCCGCCGCUGAUACCAGUUUCAUGCCCAUGCCUCAUCCUGACGCUGGAGUCACGCCGUACUAUUAUCCGCCGGGAAUGGUCACUGGGAUUCCGGUUGCUGUCGGGGGUGGAAUGUACGCGGCUCCGCCACAGGACGGAGAGGAGGAGGCUGGGCAAAGUGGAGGAAAUUCAAGUGUGGAUUUGGGGGUUUGA
Molecule: messenger RNA, 528 nt
Organism: Arabis nemorensis
Lineage: Eukaryota; Viridiplantae; Streptophyta; Magnoliopsida; Brassicales; Brassicaceae
Source: the annotation of a GenBank genome assembly